This is a messenger RNA of Pseudophryne corroboree (corroboree frog), 951 nucleotides long. It is a transcript of the gene HOXB6, whose product is annotated as homeobox B6. Lineage: Eukaryota; Metazoa; Chordata; Amphibia; Anura; Myobatrachidae. Gene Ontology annotation, cellular component: nucleus. Gene Ontology annotation, biological process: anterior/posterior pattern specification; regulation of transcription by RNA polymerase II. The record is from RefSeq and is a predicted model, not a curated record. The coding region runs from base 121 to 789 and encodes 222 amino acids. The transcript has 2 exons. Gene Ontology annotation, molecular function: RNA polymerase II cis-regulatory region sequence-specific DNA binding; DNA-binding transcription factor activity, RNA polymerase II-specific.
GGCACCCGGCCAUCCCCCUUCAGCUAAAACCCAAUCUCCGAUAAACUACUAAUAGCUAAACCACUUGGACUAUAAAACACAACAAAUCAUAAAGCCAGGAAGGACUACAGCCUCCUCCCAAUGAGUUCCUAUUUUGUCAACUCCACUUUCCCGGUAACUCUGCCUGGUGGGCAGGAACCCUUCCUAGGACAGAUCCCGUUAUAUUCCUCAAGCUAUGCGGAUCCUCUAAGACAUUAUUCUGCCAGCUAUGGGGCCUCUGGAGUCCAGGAAAAGGGAUAUGCUUCAUCCUCUUACUACCAGCAGGCAAAUGGGGCAUACAGCCGGACAGCCGCCUGUGACUAUGGCGCAGCUGGAUUUUUUAGGGACAAGGAAGCUUCCUGCGCGAUGUCCUCCCUGGAUGAGCAGUCUCAAUAUAACCAUGAGCAGCGCAAACCAGACUGUGCGCACAGCAAGUUGCUCUACGAAGAUCCGGACGACGCAAAAUGUUCCACCCCAGUAUACCCCUGGAUGCAGAGGAUGAAUUCCUGUAACAGUUCGGCUUUUGGGCCCAGUGGGCGAAGAGGGCGACAAACCUACACCAGAUACCAGACUCUGGAGCUGGAGAAAGAAUUUCACUUUAACCGCUACUUGACCAGAAGACGCAGAAUAGAGAUUGCGCACUCCCUGUGCCUGACUGAGCGUCAGAUCAAGAUCUGGUUCCAGAACAGGAGGAUGAAGUGGAAAAAGGAGAGUAAAUUACUUAACUCUUCCCUGCCGAGUGGAGGAGAGGACGAGAAAGCCGCAGAAUGACGCACAUAGCGCCACUUAAUGCGCCACAAUCCUUGUAUCUUGAAUAAAUUAUUGUUGCACACAGGACUGGUGAAGAAGAAAAGCUAGGAAAAGCUAGUGACUCAGAAUAUCUGUAUUAUAACUACCUACAUGUCUGACUCUUAUCGGUUUGCAAUACUGGAU